AUGUUCCUGGCCGCCGUUGCGCGUCCGCGCUACGAUCACUACCUCAAGCGCAUGUUCGACGGCAAGCUUGGUAUUUGGCCCUUUGUCCAACGAAUUCCCGCGACAAGGAACAGCAAGAGCCGUCCGAAGGGCACGUUGGUGACGACCCCACUGAACGUCGACGCCAAGGUGUAUACGGCCAGCGUUCUCAACAAUGCCGUCCCCGCAAUCGCGGCCAAGUUUCCUCGUGCCUGUUUGCAACGUGGUGUUCUCAUCCAACAAGACAACGCAAGCCCGCACAGAGUU
Molecule: messenger RNA, 285 nt
Organism: Aphanomyces invadans
Lineage: Eukaryota; Oomycota; Saprolegniomycetes; Saprolegniales; Verrucalvaceae
Exons: 1
Molecular function (GO): nucleic acid binding
Source: RefSeq, a predicted model, not a curated record